AAUACCACCUCUGCUGAAUGGACAUUCUUUCUCAUCUCCAAUUAAUUACUUCUGAGUUUGCACUCAAACGUAAAAGCCUUCAAUCAUGGUUGCCAUCACUUACGAUGUUGAGAUUCCUUCCUCAAUCCCAGCCGCCAAGAUGUUUAAGGCCGUUGUCCUCGAUGCAGACACCCUUAUUCCUAACAUCAUGCCUCAGGCUAUUAAGAACGUCGAAAUCUUGGAAGGAGAUGGCGGUGUUGGAACCGUCAAGAUCAUCCACUUUGGUGAGGGCAGCCAGUAUAAGAGCGCUAAGCACCGUGUUGAUGCUAUUGACACGGAGAAUUUGACCCACAGCUACACCAUCGUCGAGGGUGAUGCUCUGGCGGGCGUUCUUGAAUCCAUCACAUAUCAUGUGAAGAUUGUGCCGACAGAAGAUGGAGGAUGCAUCUGCAAGAACAGGAGCAUUUACCACACCAAGGGCGACGUUGAGAUCAAUGAAGAGAAAAUCAAGGAAGGAAAGGAGAAGGCAUUGCAGAUGUUCAAGGCCAUUGAGGCUUACCUUCAAGCCAAUGCCUAAGAGCAAAUUAUACAACCUGAGGCACAAUUUCCCUUAUUUUUAAGAUUCUAUUGUGAUAUAUUUUGUUCUUGAUUUUGAGUUAUGUACUUGGGGGCUUGAAGGUAGCAUCAUAAACUUAAAGUUGUAAGUUACUGUACCAUUUCAAUAAAAGUUAUUGUUUCUCAGAUUGCAAUUAAGUUUGAUAUCACUUGAUUCGGAAUGUUCUGAUACGGAUUGGAUCUU
Molecule: messenger RNA, 778 nt
Organism: Sesamum indicum (sesame)
Lineage: Eukaryota; Viridiplantae; Streptophyta; Magnoliopsida; Lamiales; Pedaliaceae
Source: RefSeq, a predicted model, not a curated record